Molecule: messenger RNA, 207 nt
Organism: Gongylonema pulchrum
Lineage: Eukaryota; Metazoa; Nematoda; Chromadorea; Rhabditida; Gongylonematidae
Source: the annotation of a GenBank genome assembly
AUGAGUGACCGUGGCCGAGGCAGCGGCGGUUCGGAUGCAAAGCGAAGUGGUAGCAGUGCGGCGGGACGUGGCAACAGUACAAGCAGUCCUCGUAAUGCGGUGAAGGAUGAGCCCAGUGGGGAGCGAGGUGAACGAGAUCGCAGCACGCGCACAUCCUCAAACGACAGGUUUGCUGUUUCAUUUUUUGUAGCCAGUGGUGCUCUGUGA